Messenger RNA from Aspergillus alliaceus, 751 nucleotides. RefSeq lists its product as uncharacterized. Bases 47 to 418 code for a protein of 123 amino acids. NCBI's taxonomy places the organism in Eukaryota, Fungi, Ascomycota, Eurotiomycetes, Eurotiales, Aspergillaceae. The transcript has a single exon. The record is from RefSeq and is a predicted model, not a curated record.
GCUACACAUCUUGCAGUAUAAUGUAGAGAAAUCGAUCGACAACGCAAUGGCGGCACUCCUCCGCGAUGUCCAAAUCCUAGAAUACGACGUGCUCGCGAUCCAGGAACCAUGGAUCUGCUCCUUUGCCGACACCACGCACUUCCCACGAGAAUGCAAGGAUCACUACGACCUGAUCUGGCUGUCGAUUAUACGACCAGCAGUCCCACGAGUCCGCACAUACAUCCGGAAGGAUCUAAAGUACACUCCCAUCUACUGGGACCAGCACGCUCUAACGGUAUCGAUCGAAACCGAGUAUAACAUCAAGAUAUUCGUCCACAAUAUUUAUAAUCCACCCCAGUUCCGAGCCAAUCCAGGUGUCACUAGCCUACGGGCCGCCCUGAGCACGGCCGACACGAUCCCUGGAAAAAACAACAUAUAAUCUGUGGCGACUUCAAUAUCCACGACCCUCUGUGGAGCCGCCACCGGUCGGCCGCCCGAAAUAACAACGAACGCGCGGAUGACCUGAAAUCGUUAAUCGAGGAACGACCCCUGGCCAUAGUCACCCCCCGCGGGCUGAUUACGCGACCGGUCCAACGUACCAGAAACUCGAGAAGCCGCGUAGGACCGAGCGACACGCGCAGCACCGACACCGCGGCCCCGGUAGAAGUCACACCCAAACUGGGGUCCACACUAGAGCUGUGUCUCACAUCAUGGGAUUUAGAAACACAGAUACACCACGUACGCGCGGUCGACCACCUAAGCGGGAUUUCUG